Molecule: messenger RNA, 966 nt
Organism: Pyricularia oryzae 70-15
Lineage: Eukaryota; Fungi; Ascomycota; Sordariomycetes; Magnaporthales; Pyriculariaceae
Product: retinol dehydrogenase 13
Exons: 4
Coding region: 1-966 (321 amino acids)
Source: RefSeq, a predicted model, not a curated record
AUGGCCUACGGCGCAAAGACUACAGGAUCCGCCAUAGUGGGAGACUAUGCGUCACAAAUCGCAAACAAGACCAUCCUGACGACGGGCGUGUCCCCGACGACGCUGGGCGCCGCCUUUGUGACCACCAUCGCCACGGCGUCCCCGGCGCUGCUCAUCCUGGCGGGCCGCAACCUGGCCAAGGCCGAGGAGACGGCCGAGGCCAUCCGCGCCGUGGCGCCCCAGGUGCCCAUCCGCACCUUGGAGCUGGACCUGGCCGACAAGCAGUCGGUGAGGAAGGCGGCGGCCACGGUGCUGGCGUGGGACGACGUCGCGGGCAUCGACGUCCUGGUGAACAACGCCGCCAUCAUAACCGACGAGUACGGCACCAUAGAGGGCAUCGAGCGGGUGUUUGCCGUCAACCACCUGGGCCCGUUUUUGUUCACCAACCUGGUGCUGCCAAAGGUGCUGGCCGUCAAGGGCCGGGUGGUCAAUGUGGCCAGCGAAGGGCAUCGGUUCAGCAAUGUGCGCUUUAUGGAUUUGAACUUUGAGGACGGCAAAAUAUACAACAAGUGGCGCGCCUACGGACAGAGCAAAACGGCCAACAUGCUCUUCUCGCUGUCGUUGGCCCGCAAGCUGGGCAGCCGUGGACUCGUGGCCAACAGCCCGCACCCAGGAACCAUAAUCACCCCGCUGUCGGAGGGUAUGGACCUUGCCUUGGAGUAUGAACUUACGAGGCCGUACGACCAAUUCGUUGGAUACUACCCCAAGGAGAGAGGGGUGAUCAAGACGCUUGACGAGGGGAUUUCAACGCACAUCUAUGCCGCGUUCGAGCCCAGCUUGAAAGACCACAAUGGCACAUUCCUACUUGACUGCCACGUCGCCGACCCUAAUGUGGACUUUGUGAUGUCUUGGGCGGCCAGCGAGGUUGAGGCGGAGAAGCUGUGGAAGUUGAGCGAGGAGUUGGUUGGAGAAAAGUUUGAGUGGUAA